Mangifera indica (mango) is the source of this 2136-nucleotide messenger RNA. RefSeq lists its product as uncharacterized. The record is from RefSeq and is a predicted model, not a curated record. The coding region runs from base 273 to 1925 and encodes 550 amino acids. The transcript is spliced from 2 exons. Lineage: Eukaryota; Viridiplantae; Streptophyta; Magnoliopsida; Sapindales; Anacardiaceae.
UUGCUUGGUAAUAAAAUUUACAGUAACAGAAUCGUUUUCUAAUAGUCUCUUGGGCCCCCAAAUUCCAGCUCAAACCUUUACUCAUUUCACGGCAUCUCCUCAUUUCGUCCUCUUUCCGUCUGUCAUUUUUCUUUCUUUUCUUAAUUAACUGCAUUCAUGAACUCAAAUGCUUCACUCUUCCAGUCUAGAUUCACCUUUCUCACACAUUGAAACUGCUAAAUCAUUACAUUUCAAUCUCUUUGACUCCACGACUGCUGCUUAACCUUCUAAUUAUGGGACUCUUAACUGAGUCAUGGUGUUUCUGCAAAGGAGUCUCCAAAACCGAGAGAAUGAAAGAUGCCAUUUUCUCCGGCAAAGGUCCCGCCAUAGCCAGAAUCUCUGCCGCCGGAAAUGGGAUCUCUGGUACCGGUUUCUUGAUCCACCGGAAUCUUCUUUUGACUACUCAUGUUAAUCUACCUUCUGUCGCUGCUGCUGAGACUGCUCGCAUCCGUCUCAAAAACGGCGUCGCCGCAACUCUCGUUCCUUACAGGUUUUUUAUCACAAGCUCAAUCCUAGAUCUUACAAUAGUGGGUUUGGAUUCCAUGGAUGGAGACUCCAAUUCCCAGGGUCAGCAGCCUCAUCCCUUGAAGACCUGUUCUAAAGGAAAUCUGGAUCUGGGAAGUGUUGUCUACCUGCUGGGAUAUGCAGAGAAGGAAGAACUAAUAGUUGGUGAGGGAAAGGUGGUGAUAGCCACGGACAAUCUAAUUAAACUAUCAACCGACGGAAUAAUGUGGAGCCCUGGAUCUGCCGGAUUUGAUGUUCAAGGCAAUCUUGCAUUUAUGAUUUGUGAUCCUAUGAAACUAUCAACAUCCCCUAAUACGAAAUCAUCUUCAAAUUCAUCGUCUUCGUCUUCAUCGUGGAAGAAGGAUACCCCUAUGCAAUUUAGCAUUCCUAUUCCCAUCAUCCUUGAUUGGUUAAACCAGCAUUGGGAAGGCAGCCUUGAUGAACUUACGAAACCAAAACUACCAAUUAUUAGAUUGAUGUCCACAGGCCAGAAGAGCGAAUAUUGUUGUGCUUCCUUUACAAUGAGACAGGUGUUUAAGUCAACAGAAGACAAGGAUGCUUGGGCACCAUCUUCAUCAAAUGUUAUAUCAAAAGUUAGGGAUCAGAAUGGAUCAGGCUGUUCCAAUGCGGUUAGGACUGUCGAGGGAGAAACCUUCAACUCUGAUCCACAUGCUACACAUGUGCAAGGGAUCCCAACUCCAGAAAUAUAUGAAUCGCCUAAGUUGACUUCAGCCCCAAUCCAGAAGAAAGUGAGUGGUCAAAUCCAGCUAUUAGAUAUUAACUUCCCUCGAAAGGUUGCCAAAGCUGCGAUCCAGUUACAGUCAUGCAAACAACUGUCUCUAGACUCUGAUGAGCGUUGUGUCAAAGAACUUCCUCCACAAAGUGAAUUGAGAGGAGAAGACCAAAUCCAGGUCAGAGGUUUGGCCAUUCCUAUUGAAGAUGCUGAUAUUUCCUCAACAGGUUCUGUAAAUGGUGCCCAAUGUGAGGUCCAGUCUAGUUCAUCUCCGAUAGAAGCUUCAGAGAUACAUAACGGAUAUAGCAGCGAGGGAGAGACAACAAUGUACUCGGCAGAAACUGCUGAGAGUCGAAACUAUACAAGUCCUAGAGAAGGGAGAUUUCAGCAAGUGGGAAGGAGCCAAAGUUGUGUAAGUUAUAAUAGAUUGGGAACAGCUCAAAGGAACCUAGUGGCACGCCGGACAAUGCUGGAAAAGCAGAGAAGCUUCAUCCAUGGAAAGAAGAUGCAUUCACAAGGAGCAACUUCCCAUAGGAGUAAUGACUACUACACCCCAACAGUCUCUUCAAUCAUGAAGAAGCGAAACAACUCAGAGCAUAGCAGAGCUCGCCAAAGUGUUGUUCAUUCAUCUCCGAGAUGGAUGCUCUGAAUCAUUAUUCUCUGUGAGUUUCAUACCCAAACAAGGCCAACAAGAAAUAUAUAUAUAUAUAAAUUUCCCUUUUAUUACAGCUCUUUUAUUCUUGCUCAAUUUACACAAGAGUGUAUCUAAUUUGUUGUGACUUUGUGCAGACCGAUUGAAGAUGAAUAAAAAGAUUCACCCAGGUGAUUGUUGUUUGGGUUGAACAGUCAUUUAGGAUCCA